Molecule: messenger RNA, 455 nt
Organism: Elephantulus edwardii (Cape elephant shrew)
Lineage: Eukaryota; Metazoa; Chordata; Mammalia; Macroscelidea; Macroscelididae
Gene: FABP3
Product: fatty acid binding protein 3, muscle and heart (mammary-derived growth inhibitor)
Exons: 4
Coding region: 54-455 (133 amino acids)
Biological process (GO): fatty acid transport
Cellular component (GO): nucleus; cytosol
Molecular function (GO): fatty acid binding
Source: RefSeq, a predicted model, not a curated record
GGAGUCCUCGCACGCGUGCUCUCCCGUCGCCGCUCUCCCAGCCCAGCCUCACCAUGGUGGAAGCUUUUGCGGGCACCUGGAAGCUGGUAGACAGCAAGAAUUUCGAUGAAUACAUGAAGUCGCUGGGUGUGGGUUUUGCUACCAGGCAGGUGGCCACCAGGACCAAACCUACUACGAUCAUUGAAGUGAAUGGGGACACGAUCACCAUAAAAACACAGAGCACCUUCAAGAACACGGAGAUCAGCUUCAAGUUGGGCGCAGAGUUUGAUGAGACAACAGCAGAUGACAGGAAAGUCAAGUCCACUGUGACGAUGGAUGGAGGCAAACUUGUCCAUGUGCAGAAGUGGGAUGGGCAAGAGACGACACUUGUGCGGGAACUAACUGAUGGGAAACUAAUUCUGACACUCACCCACGGCAGUGCAGUCAGCACUCGAACUUACGAGAAGGAGGCGUGA